This is a messenger RNA of Ailuropoda melanoleuca (giant panda), 2808 nucleotides long. RefSeq names its product CD207 molecule (gene CD207). The coding region runs from base 1031 to 2020 and encodes 329 amino acids. The record is from RefSeq and is a predicted model, not a curated record. NCBI's taxonomy places the organism in Eukaryota, Metazoa, Chordata, Mammalia, Carnivora, Ursidae. The transcript is spliced from 10 exons.
ACCUAACAGAAAGGAGAUUGGCCUUGCUCCGGCGCUUGGCGGGCUCGGGGACUCAGGCCUGGGGUUCAGUGCUCCACCCCCGCCCCCAGAGUCAUACCUCCAUCCACACUCACGAGCACGGACCGCAGGCCCGUCCCGGCGCUCCUGGGACGGAUGAGCCUGAGUGAGGCCAGGGGACUGAUGGAGUGACCCGCGCUCGCCGGCGGAGAGAAAACACGCGCAGCCAGCCAGCCGGGGCCAGGAGCCGAGAGGGUCGAGUGAGGCCGAGACUGGUAGGCAGCAAACGGCGGAACCGGGGCCUGCACUCGGGGCCCGCAUCUUCAGACUUGGGUAGCUGGUGGGAGUUUCCUUAUGCCACCCCCACCCCGCCGCUGUAGAGCUGCGACCACCCCAGCCCUGGUUCCAGGUCCCGCUUUCUCUGGGCUGGGAAAAGCGGAGCGCGGAGGUGAGCGCGGCUGGAAGCCGGCUGGGCUGGGAAGCCAAACGGAGCGCUCAGCCUUCCGAGGCAUCCCGGUCCCCAGCACUUUCUGAGGAAUCCGAGCUCGCCCGAAUCUAGCUUCUCCUUUGACAGCACCGGGAGAGGCCGGGCCCUUCGUUCGCUUCGUUUGACUCAGAAAGGGGCUCCAAGAGAUACUGAGAGACCCCAGCGAAGAUGUGUACAAGGCCUCGCCUGUCUCUUUCCUGAGCUUCCCGUCAUAUGUCUUGGCAGGUUGUGGGAGAUUAGAUCCUUUGAGACCAUGGGGUGACAGUUCUUAACUGUGUUCGCCAACUUAAGCAAGAGGACAAUCGUUACCUUUAACCGAACAGAAAACAGGUGGAAUGCCAAGAAUUAUCCAGAGAGAACUGCACUCUGCUGCAGGGCAGGAACCUGGCUGUUUUGUUCAAGGCAGAAUUCCCAGCAUGUAGGCAUAAAGCUUGGCACACAGGCAUCUCGGCUCAGAAGGAGAGUUCUGACCAGAGAAGGGAAAAAGUGGCCAAACUGUUUCCUUCCUCCGCCCUUCUCCAAAGAAAGUCUUCAAACCCCAGGGGCAUGAUCCAUUGGCUCAGAUUCAGCAACACUGGGCCAACUUUCUCGUCCCAGGGCCAGAAUUGUCAUGCAUUUUUGGAGCCUCCUCCCAAGACAGGCCCAUGUCUGGUUCUGAGGAAGCCUCUCACAGUCCAAGCUGCAGUCAUCAUCCUGACGCUGGGCCUGACCGCCUCCGUCCUGCUGCAGGCCAUUUUCUAUCCCUGGUUUAUGCGCACAAUAUCAGAUGUAAAGACCAACGCCCAGUUGCUGAAAGGCCAUGUGGACAACAUCAGCACUCUGGGUUCUGAGGUUAAGAGGAAUAGAGGCGGCGUGGAGGCAACCGGCAUUCAGGUCCGGAUGGUGAAUGCCAGCCUGGAUCAUGUGCGUUCUCAGAUUGGGAAGUUGGAAGCUGGUGUGAAGAAAGCCGAUGCACAGAUCCAGAUAUUAACAAGAAGAUGGGAGGAGGUCAUUGAUUUAAAUGCCCAAAUUCCAGCGUUAAAAAGAGAUUUGGAUAAAGCCAGUUCUUUAAAUGCAAAGGUCCGGGGACUCCAGAGCAAUCUGGAGAACAUCAGCAAGUUGUUCAAACGGCAAAAUGACAUUCUGCAGAUGGUUUCUCAAGGCUGGAAGUACUUCAAGGAGAACUUUUAUUAUUUUUCUCAAAUCCCAAAGACCUGGUACAGUGCCCAGCAGUUCUGUAUGUCCAGGGAUUCACACCUGACCUCAGUGGCCUCAGAGAAUGAACAGGAAUUUCUGUACAAGAUGGCAGGUGGACUUUUCUACUGGAUCGGCCUGACCAAAGCCGGGAGUGAAGGGGACUGGUACUGGGUAGAUAAUACUCCAUUUGACAAGGACCUGAGUGCACGGUUCUGGAUUCCAGGUGAGCCCAACAAUUUUGGGAGCAAUGAACACUGUGCCAAUAUAAAGGCGUCCUCGCUUCAGUCAUGGAAUGAUGCCUCCUGUGACAACAAGCUCUUUUUCAUCUGUAAACGGCCCUACAUCCCGUCAGAACCAUGACAGGACUGGCUCCAAGCUCGCACAUUGAGCUCCAAUGCUUGUCAAACUCGAGAAAAUGCCCCUCUUUCUUCCAACUCCAGGGUGACUUUGCACCUUCAUUUUUCUGGCUUCAAAAUUGUCCCAGAGGCAUCCUGGAGUUCAUCUGCUUUGGCUGGGAAUUCUCUGACCCCAUAGAGGCACCUGGACUGGAAGGGAGAUCUUGGAAAGGGAGAGGAGGGCAGAGAGGAUUUGGAAGUUCCAACUGCCUCAGUAAGGUGAUCAGGACCUUGGGGUUCCCUGUCCCUUCAGAGAAGCCUCAGAUUUAUCACAUGAAGGUUGCUUCAGACCACCCAGACAAUUUUCCUGAUAUCAGUGUUUAGGGCUUUUCCAGUUGAUCCCACAGAAUUCCCAGUUGCCUGUCUAGGGGACUGUAUUAUUCUCAGUGGGAAGAGCUCUGCACUUGGUGACCCUGUCCAGGCUGUGACCCCACUGCCCACUCCAUCCAAAUCUCCUGACGUUUGAGCCCCUUCUUCUCUGAGAUGGGAACAACUGGUUCAGGUCAGGGGCCGAUGUGGAAAUGAGUCUUCUUUAGAGCUGGAUCAGUAUCCACGCUCCUUCUCGCUUGGCCUCACUCGGCAGACUCCAUGGUCCAGCUCUCUUGUGCAGUCCUCCGUCCAGCCCCUCUGCCUCCCCUCCUGCACAUCCUCUUCGGGCUGCGUUUCCUCUCUGCCCUUUAGGUACAGAGCAAGUGGUCCUCUGUCCCUAGAGAGUUCACCUGUAAACUUCAUCAGAAUAAAAUCCUGCGUGGG